AUGACGCCCGACGAGAUCGCUGCCAAGGAGCGCGAACUUGAUGAACGCACCAAAGCCCUCGACUCCCGCGAAGCCACCCUCACCCAACAACUUGCGGCCAACACCACUGCCAAUCCCAACGCCAGCACCAUCAACGCCGGCGCCGCCACCCCACAAAACCCUACUCUCGCCAUCACCACCGCCCCAAACCCUCCCACACACACUCCCAACCCCUCUACCUAUGCACCCUCCAUCAAAACCCACGUCCCAAUUACUCUCAGCCUCAACGACGGCCACUACACCAGCUGGAGGGAACUCUUCCUUGUGGCGCUCGGUCGCUACAGGCUCAGUGCCCACAUCCUCUCCGACGAGACGCCCUCCGACAACGGCCCCAACUCUGACUGGGGCCGUGAUGACUACACCGUUCUGUCGUGGAUCUACGGCUCCAUCUCCACCGAGCUCCUCAACAUCGUCAUGCGCCCCGGCUCCACCGCCUGGGCGAUCUGGAACGCCAUCGAGAAUCUCUUCCGCGACAACAAGAUGCACCGUGCUCUGCAACUCGAGGCUGACUUCCGCAACACACCUCAGGGUGAUCUAUCGAUCCACGACUACUGCGCCAAGCUGAAGGCCCUCGCCGACUCCCUCGGUGAUGUCGGACAACCUGUCUCCGAUGAGACCCUCGUCCUCACCGUGCUUCGUGGCCUCAAUGAGAGCUACGCGCAUCUGCGUUCUUUUCUUCCGUUUCAGGCACCCUUCCCCUCGUUCCUGCAGACAAGAUCAGCCCUCCUCCUCGAGGAAUCACAGAAGAAGCUGGACACCAAGAACGCGGCUGGGAUGGCCCUAUGGGCGAGCGGUCAGAGCGUGCAGCCCAACCCUGGCGGCCCGCGUCCCCCUCCACCACCACCAUCGUCGCCCGGGGGCGCGUCGUCCGGGGGCGCCACGUACGGGGGCGCUGGCCGUGGCUCGGGCCAGUCUACCCUCUUUGCGCCGUACCGUGGCAGCCGCGGUCGUGGACGUGGUGGACGUGGUCGUGGCCGCGACUCGCCCUGGCAGUUCAACCCUUGGACAGGCGCGCUGACUCGCGCCAAUCUUCAGCAACAGCAGGCUCCCUGGCAGUCUGCACCAUGGUCGCCGCGUCCCUGGACUCCUCCCACACACGGCCUCCUCGGACCACGCCCCGGCAUCGCUCCUCCGCAGGCCUACACUGCAUACGGCCAACCCUCCACCAGUUAUGGUCCGCAGCCGCCUCCGCCACCGCCGGGUCAUCACCAGCCUCCCCUGUACCCGGCCCUCGUCAACGGCCUAAACAACAUGCAGCUCUCCGGCAGUGAAUGGUACAUGGACUCUGGUGCAUCCUCCCACAUGGCAUCCGACCCCGGAUCUUCUCACCGGGACCGUGAUCAUUCGAUGCAAUAG
Messenger RNA from Lolium perenne, 1395 nucleotides. NCBI's taxonomy places the organism in Eukaryota, Viridiplantae, Streptophyta, Magnoliopsida, Poales, Poaceae. The record is from RefSeq and is a predicted model, not a curated record.